Molecule: messenger RNA, 1889 nt
Organism: Hypoxylon fragiforme
Lineage: Eukaryota; Fungi; Ascomycota; Sordariomycetes; Xylariales; Hypoxylaceae
Product: cyclin-domain-containing protein
Exons: 1
Coding region: 309-1352 (347 amino acids)
Biological process (GO): regulation of cyclin-dependent protein serine/threonine kinase activity
Cellular component (GO): nucleus; cyclin-dependent protein kinase holoenzyme complex
Molecular function (GO): cyclin-dependent protein serine/threonine kinase regulator activity; protein kinase binding
Source: RefSeq, a predicted model, not a curated record
UUGGUAUUGAAAAUUAGUAUCCUUAUUCCUACGCGAGACCAUGAGCUUAGGCUGGGACCGAAUACUACAACCUAACUUCAUUAAGCUUCGUGGACUAAAGAGGACGUCCGGGAGUACCAAAGCACAGGCCAAAUCAUUUGUCGGGCGAAUAACAAACUGAGCUAACCAUUACGACGACUACGACGACUACUACUUUGCUUUGAUCCAUUUGUAUACCGCCCCAGACUACUUUAUCGCGAUAUCGAACGGGAAUAAAUAGAGUUAACACAUCCCUUUUUCACGAAGGAAGGAAGGGGCAGCAUAGACCAAUGGCCGACGAAACCGGCCAAUCAGACGGUCAGGCGUCAGAAAUAGACCGGGAGCGGGACGACGGGAAGAUGACGCCUACCUCCCCCCCUCCACCACCUAUUCCCUCGACAGACCCGAAACUAGUAUGGCAAGCUCGGACACCGCCUCCGUUGCAUACCGCCCCGAGUCCGUCCUCGCACGACCUCUUCAAACUCUCACCCAUCGCCGCUCUUAAGCUCCUUUGCGCCGGUGUCGAAUCGCUCGUUCGCAUGACAGGCGAUAUACCUCCAACACCCCCGCCCACGAGCCCUACGCUCCCCAAUAUGCGCAGUAUGCAACGAGAGAAGGCGGAAAUUGUUCGGUCUUACUCAGAAAAAAGUUUGGCGCGACUCCGAGAACAGAGUGAGGCUAAGGAUCGGGCCCAAGUCCAAUCCCAAUCCCAAUCCCAGACUCAGGCCAGUCCCAGUCAGCUUAUCGAUGGUGUCCACCUUCGCCAACCAUCAGCCCCUUCGCCACCGAAAAACAGUCCCGAGCCCUACAUAGUCAUCGGCGCCAACUCGCAACCCCUUAACCUGCAGCAUAGUGCUAUUACGCGGAAGUUUUUUAGCAAAAAACCUCCACCAAUUAGUAUUGAGGAUUAUCUCCUGCGAAUACAUCGGUUCUGCCCGAUGUCUACAGCUGUAUACCUGGCUACGUCGUUCUACAUAUUCCGGCUGGCUGUCGAGGAGCGAGCAAUAGCCGUCACGAAGAGAAACUGUCACCGCCUGCUCUUAGCUGGCUUGCGAGUAGCAAUGAAGGCACUGGAAGAUCUGAGUUAUCCGCACGCUAAGAUCGCCAAGGUUGGUGGGGUGAGCGAAGUUGAACUGGCAAGAUUAGAAAUCAGCUUCUGCUUCUUGACUGGGUUCGAACUGGUCAUCAGGGAGGAAACGCUCCGGGCUCACUGGGAGGCAUUGAAGCAAAACAACGGUUUAGUCGGCAAGUCGGGCGUCGCAAUGGGUGAUGCGAUACCGAAGUUAAACCUCAACCUACCACCGAAGAGGAAUAUCAAAAUUUCACUUGACUGAUUUUCCUCGAACACUUAGUAGCUUUGCUAUAUCCAUAUCAAUAAUCAUACAGGGGGCUAGCGUAACUGGGAAGUCACAGCUGUACAUGUCGAUUAAGGAUACUAGGCCCCCGCGAUUCAACCCCGAGCUAUAGGCUAAUUGUCUACAUUGAGAUCUAGAUCUAGACGCUAGAUGUAGGAGAAGUAAGAAAGUUAACGAAGGGACACUACACGGGCUUUGGGGGCUUAGAUGGCCAGAUAUGCGUUGUUUUCAUAAGCAUAAAGACAUGUCGAAAGCAUUCAGGAACGGAUUCAUACCUACGUAAUGCAAUACCCAAAACUCAGUCUGUGAAUUAUAUUCACAUACCUAGUACUUAGCCCCGCAGCUACGGAUAAAGCCGUCCAACCUAACAAACUAAAUAGGAAGGCCAAUAGCUUGUUUUCUGUAAUAUGAUUGGCUGAUUAUCAUUCAUUCUGGCCGUUGUCCGGCCGUCACGUCACCUUCCACCUUGGUAUCUACCUAGGUACACUAUCUACAUAUGUAGGGUAUCUACUAUCU